Perca fluviatilis (European perch) is the source of this 717-nucleotide messenger RNA. Its product is annotated as ribonuclease pancreatic-like. Gene Ontology annotation, molecular function: nucleic acid binding. The record is from RefSeq and is a predicted model, not a curated record. The transcript has 3 exons. Bases 187 to 636 code for a protein of 149 amino acids. Lineage: Eukaryota; Metazoa; Chordata; Actinopteri; Perciformes; Percidae.
CUCUUCCUACCUGCUUCCUCAAGGUGUAGCUGUCAUUCUUACCAGGAAACCAGUUACCUUUCCCUCCAGGCAUCGAGUCAACUCUAUGGACCGUCUGAAGAAACUUUGCAGCCCAUCCUUCCUGCUUCCUCAAGGUGUGUCUGUCAUUCAUACCAGGAAACCAGUUACCUUUCCCUCCAGAUCAACAUGAAGAUCUCUAUCUUUGCUGGUGUUCUGCUGAUCUCUGCUGCCGUGCUCUCUGUGGACGGACAAAGUUGGGCUCAGUUUCAAAAUAAGCAUAUCAACCCUGGGAUGACUGCUGGCCAAUGUACCCAGGUGAUAGCAGCCAGAAAAAUCGUGAACCCACCCACACUCAAUAACCCAAAAAUCAGCUGUAAGGGUAUCAAUACCUUCAUCAGCACACAGGAUGUGAAUGCGGUCCCAGACAUCUGUGCUAAGGGAGGAGGAGACCCAUAUGGCACCAAGGGUAUGACAAUCAGCAAAGCUAGUUUCCCAAUUGUUGACUGUAACCUGGUGAAGCAGAAUCCACCUGCUGUUCCCUACAACUGUCGGUAUGGUAACGGUGUUCCUUCUACCAAGAAAAUUAUAGUCAGAUGUGAAAACGGUAAACCUGUUCAUUUUCAUGGAAGUAAGUAAUCUGUUACUACCUGAUGAAUCAGAGUAAUCUGUUACUACCUGAUGAAUCAGAGUAAUCUGUUACUACCUGAUGAACCAGAG